Molecule: messenger RNA, 1211 nt
Organism: Ceraceosorus bombacis
Lineage: Eukaryota; Fungi; Basidiomycota; Exobasidiomycetes; Ceraceosorales; Ceraceosoraceae
Source: the annotation of a GenBank genome assembly
AUGAAGACCUGUCUCAAUCUGAAUCUCAGAUAUCGACUUGCUGCCUUGGCUUGCUCGGUGCGUGUGGCAUGGAGUUUCAACUACCGAUCACGCGUUGCAAGCUGAACUGAGCAGAGACAAAAUGAGCCCGUAUCGUUGCAUGGCGCAAGACACGGUGUAUCGAAAAGAGCACAUCGAAGCAUUCUGCCGUGGGAAGCUGCACGCUCAGCCCAGUACGCUUGAUGACUCUGUCUCAUUCGCCUUGCUUGUCCCUACAGUGCUCAGCAGAGCUUCGCUUGCAAGAUCAUGUGCAUCUCGAGUGAGCACUAGAGCUGAGCUGGCACUUUCACAAGAAGUGAUUAGCAAGGCUGAGCUCGUAUAGAGGCUCAUCAGCUAGCUCAUCAAGAGCGGGUCGUGGAUCCUUCCCUCAAAAAGGUCGAGCGCAUUCACUUUCUUGCCCCGUCCUCCCUACUCUAUCAUCAAAUUCUGCUCGACUCCACCUCACAGCUGUCAUCAUGGCCGACCGCCAACUCAACGGGGCGGGGAUGGAGCACGAGCUCGACGAACAACAACGCGAUGUUCUCGCAGCCUUCAGCUCUCUACCAGGUGUCGACCACGAGCAACAAUCGGCUCAGAUGACCGGCACAACGCAGCUUGAAAGCAUACGUGAGAAUGUGGAAGACAUUGCGUCGCACGCAGCGGCUCUUGAGCAGCGCCUGCAAGAAGUCUCCACGAUCGUUGACCCCGUGGACGAAAGUGCAUUGGAGCUGCUAGUGAGUCGCCUCCAGUUCUGUUUGUCUCCAUCAUCAUCGAUAAUAGUGAUGCUGGAUUCGAGAGGUGCAUCUGGACUGCACGGCUCUCAUCCACAAGCGCAAGUCGCAUCGCAGCAUCUCUCUGCUGGCAUAGACCCAAUCGCUGAUCCACGUCAUCCCCCCUCGAUCGCUUCCGCACAACCAUUCCUGAUGCAUACCGCAGGCAACUACUCUUCACGAAGCGGCGCUCGCUAUGGGGGCACCGAACAUGCCAAGCAACGUGAUCAUACCAACAAAGAUCUCCGAUCUUCAGUUCUACAGACUCAAACUGCUAGUGAGUCACAAGUCUCGAGUGUUCGUACAUGUGGAAAGACAGAAACUUGUUACGGCCUUCUGAUACGCCCAUGCACUCCGCAGGGUGCCACUUUCAAUCUCCAAGCUGAAAAGUGUCGUCCAGAGGGAGACGAUGACCUCACGUAG